Tachysurus fulvidraco (yellow catfish) is the source of this 904-nucleotide messenger RNA. It is a transcript of the gene cabp5b, whose product is annotated as calcium binding protein 5b. The coding region runs from base 145 to 714 and encodes 189 amino acids. The transcript has 7 exons. The record is from RefSeq and is a predicted model, not a curated record. Gene Ontology annotation, molecular function: calcium ion binding. NCBI's taxonomy places the organism in Eukaryota, Metazoa, Chordata, Actinopteri, Siluriformes, Bagridae.
CUGGUUGUGGACACACAGACAUGAACAUGCAAUCUUUAGUUGUUUGACCAAGCUCUUCAAAGACAAUAAGUGAGAGAAUUCUUCACUGGAAAUAAGCAGGUGGUGAAGAUUCAGAAUCCUACUGAAGACUACCACAGUAUCCAUAUGGAAACACAGGCAUACAUGUUCACACACUCGCUGUGUGGGGGCCGGGAUGAGUCUGAGAGCAUACAUCUGGGACCAGCUUGUAUCUUUCUCAGAGGGAGGAACAUUGAACGGAAACUUGCAGCUGAAGAGAUAGAAGAAUUGCAACAGGCCUUUACCGAGUUUGAUAAGGAUAGGGAUGGGCUCAUCAGCUGUAAAGAUUUGGGCAAUCUGAUGCGGACUAUGGGAUACAUGCCCACUGAAAUGGAGCUGAUUGAACUCAGUCAGAACAUCAACAUGAAUCUUGGGGGACAAGUAGACUUUGAGGAUUUUGUGGAACUCAUGGCUCCUAAGCUCUUAGCAGAGACAGCUGGAAUGAUUGGCCUGAAGGAGUUAAAGGAAGCAUUCAGAGAGUUUGACAUGGACGGUGAUGGUGCCAUCACAAUCGAUGAGCUGGGGCAUGCUAUGAAGAAGCUGCUUGGGGAAAACUCUAACAUUAAAGAGAUUGAGGCUGUGGUGAGAGAGGCCGACAAUAAUGGAGACGGAACAGUGGACUUUGAAGAAUUUGUCAGAAUGAUGUCACGAGAUUAAAAAUAGAAGAAAGUGAAGAGGAUUUAAAGAGGUUAAACAAAACAAAGAAAAACACUACAAACACUAACAACAAACAAGCAGCAUUACUCAUCUUGUGCCUCAUUUAUCGAGCUGGAUCCGAACGGAUUAAUUCAUAAAUCGUUUGUGUGUUUCUGCAAGAAAUUAUUCAAGAAACGUUAUAGUUUACACA